Lytechinus variegatus (green sea urchin) is the source of this 1073-nucleotide messenger RNA. RefSeq names its product tyramine receptor 1-like. Gene Ontology annotation, molecular function: melanocortin receptor activity. The transcript has 2 exons. The record is from RefSeq and is a predicted model, not a curated record. The coding region runs from base 1 to 852 and encodes 283 amino acids. Gene Ontology annotation, cellular component: membrane. Gene Ontology annotation, biological process: adenylate cyclase-activating adrenergic receptor signaling pathway. Lineage: Eukaryota; Metazoa; Echinodermata; Echinoidea; Temnopleuroida; Toxopneustidae.
AUGUGCUAUAAUAGGCUUGUCUACACAGCUAAUGUCCUCUGCAGGUUCUGGCUUGCAUGUGAUGUCCUCUUCGUCACGAUCUCCAUCUUCAAUCUGGCAGCGAUCUCUAUCGACCGGUACCGCUCCAUAAAGAACCCGCUCAAGUAUUCCCUCAAACGCACCAACCGGAUGGCGUACAAACACAUAGCAGUUGCCUGGCUGCUUUCGCUUCUUGUCGGUGUACCUCCUUUCUAUUUUUCUGCAUAUCAUGACAACAGUUGUUACCUGAAACUAUAUCCGUACUUCAUCAUUCCUGCCACCACGAUAGGCUUCUUUUUGCCCUUAGCUAUAGUUAUUUUCACGCAUACGCGCAUCUUUUGGAUUGCCAAGAAACACGCGUCUCGAGUGUCCCACGGACCCGGAACAGUUUCAGAAGGCACCGGAAGUGAUCCAACCCGCAGGCAGGAGAGCACUGGCAAGAGGGCCACAUCACUUGCUGUACCUGAAACAAAAGCUUCUGUUAGCCGAAUCCUCAACGAAGAUGCCUCGAUAGCUGCGAGACCUACUCCGAGCGGAUCACAUCAGCCAGACUUUGGGAAACCCAUCAGCAAUAAAAUCUCUGUGGCUCGAGAAAGAAAAGCUGCUCGCACUGUUGCGAUUGUAAUAGGGGUCUUUACGGUUUGUUGGAUGCCUUUCUUUGUGGCAGUAUCGGCGGCUUCUGUCUGUCGGUCUUGUGAUCCUCAGCAGUUCCAUCUUCAGGUUCUUACGUUCAUAGGCUAUGCAAAUAGUGCCGCCAAUCCAAUCAUCUACACUAUCUUCAACAAGGAGUUCAGACAAGCUUUCAAGAAGAUACUACACUGUAAAUUCAGAUAGACGUAGAUACAAUCACAACCUGGCAAGAAUGGACUCGGUAUAUACUUGAUGUGUAAAAUUACCAAAUUGUGCUUUACAGAAUUGUCAACUCUUAUGUGCUUUAUUAAGAAUUAGAAUGAAAUCCUGAAAUCAUGCAAGGGCCGAGUAGGACUCCCAUUACACCACCCACACUUUAGUAUUUUGUAUCAUCAGCACUUGUCACGCCAUUUAAUAGAUUGGUG